Messenger RNA from Vicugna pacos (alpaca), 889 nucleotides. NCBI's taxonomy places the organism in Eukaryota, Metazoa, Chordata, Mammalia, Artiodactyla, Camelidae. The record is from RefSeq and is a predicted model, not a curated record.
UGCACGUGCGGCGGCGUCUUGCGGGGCAGCGGGAACCAGAAGGUGGGCGCCGUCGUCAACGCCGUCGGAUACUACGUGGUCGGCCUCCCCAUCGGGAUUUCACUGAUGUUUGCCGCCGGCCUCGGAGUGAUGGGCCUGUGGUCUGGGAUCACCGUCUGUGCCAUCUCCCAGGCUCUGUGUUUCCUAGUCUUUAUUGCUCAACUCAAUUGGAAAAGCGCGUGUGAGCGGGCUCAGGUACAUGCCAAUUUGAAGCUAAACAUGGCCCAGGACGGGACUUCUGCUCUCUCUCAGGAUCCACUUUACCCAGGGGGACCUGAAAACCAUGGAGGCAUUUUGAUGAGAGAUGUUGAAAUAAAAGAGGAGACUCAGUCGGAUCAGCAGGUGCCCCUGGCGGAGUGCCUCCAGGUCCGUCCCAGGACCUCGUCCCCAUUGUCUGGGAAGCAGCUGGUGCUGCGGCGCGGGCUCCUGCUCCUGGGGGCCCUUUCCAUCUUGCUGCUGGGGAUUUUAGUGAGGGUAUGUGUCCGAAUUCAGUGAUGUGCAAGAGAGAGAGCGCGUUAGGUCAAGGAAAACUUUUGAGCUUACGAACAAAUAAUUCGUAGGCCCGACGGCGGUUUCAGUUACUGUUAUUCACCUGUGGAUUUCAAGAAGGGAACGUUCAAAGAUAUAUUUUCUGAUGAAAAGGAACUAAGGUAAAAGCUACGUGCUAGUCCAGGACAACGUCUGGAAGAUUCCAUCCACCACUGUUCCAGUCGGGGACCACUGUGUACUGGCUGUGUCAACGAAUGCCUGCUAUUUCUUCCACUUAAUGUUUCUGUAGACACAAACCCAUAUACCGAAUGCUUAAGGAUUCUCACUCUCUGAAUUAUUUAAAAUAUAUUUUACAAUCUCU